GUGCCGGAGGCCACAGACUUUCGCGAGGGUGGACGCGCCGCGUUUUCUGCCGGACUUCUUUUUGAUCGCCGCCGCCGCGUGCAGUUUCGCGGUCGGCUGCACCGUGUCAUCGACACCGAGGACCGCGGAGGCGAUCGUCUCAGUCUGUCGGGCUUCCCUUCCGUCGUCGUCGUCGUCGUCGACGCCGACGUCGCCGUUGCCGCUGCCGUAGCCGGUGGUCGUCGCGUGAUCCUCUCCGGCGAGCGUGACGCCGCGUCCGCGAGAGGAACGAGCGGGUUCGCGACGAAAUCGUGAGCAACGAGCGACGACAACGAGGAGCGGCGCGCCACGGUGGACGUCGUAUACCCGGCGACCGGCACACGCUUCGUCUUCCUGCUUCGUGUUUUCUGCCGGGUGCAAGGUUGACCCAGGUCCAAGGACAGGAUCGAACCAUGCUGGCCCGAUGCCUAAUUUUCGUCGGUGCAGCCGCGGCAGCGAUGUCCGCGGGUGGUCACGGGUUCGACGCGCACCUACGCGGGCCCAGCUUCGUCAUGGAGCCGCCGUCCAGAGUGGAAUUUUCGAAUUCGAGCGGCGCCUGGCUGGACUGCACCGCGACAGGAAGCCCGCCGCCCAACAUCGAUUGGUCGACCGCGGACGGACACCCGGUGAACGAUGUACCCGGUGUCAGAAGGGUCCUCAGGAACGGCACGUUGGUCCUUUUGCCGUUUCUGGCGGCAGCGUUCAGGCAGGAUGUGCACAGCGCGGCCUACAGGUGCGUCGCCAGCAACUCCGUGGGCCGAGUCCUCAGCCGUGAUGUCCAGGUCAGAGCAGUGGUGGCCCAAGCAUACAAAGUCGACGUGGAAGUGAUUGGGGGUGCAUCGAGGGGAUGCACGGCAGUGUUACGAUGCGUCGUUCCCAGCUUCGUGAAAGAUUUGGUGCGCGUAGUGUCCUGGUUACAGGAGCCCUCCUUUUACAUUUAUCCAUCGCCGCAAGGAGAUGGGAAGUUCCAUCUACUGCCAACUGGUGAACUGCUGGUUCACAGUCUAGAGUUCAGCGAUCAGAUCCACGGGUACAGGUGUCGGACGAUGCACCGUCUUACCAGACAAGUUGUAGUCAGCUCCGUUGCGAACGUCAGGAUAGCUGAUCACAGAGGAGUGAUGCCUCCGGUGAUUCUUGAAAAUUCCGGCGUGGUGCACGUUGCUCAAGAUGAAUCAACGUCGUUAGUCUGCGUGGCGCAGGCCUGCCCUACUCCCGAAUAUCGAUGGUACGCACAAACCGGCUCUGAACCGGUGCUGGUACACUCUGGACCAAGAACGAGACUACUUGGCUCCGUCCUAGCCCUCGAAGCAGUCACGCUAGAAGAUAGUGGAAUUUAUCGUUGCACCGCAUCUAAUGCCGGUGGCGAAACCAGCGCCGAAAUUAGGCUGAUCGUGACUGCUCCGCUGCACGUAGAAGUGUCCCCGCCGUUGCUGAGCGUCCAUUUAGGCGGUAAUGCCGAAUUUAGAUGCGAGGUCAGCACGCAUCCACAAGCAGGACCGCACUUUGUUACCUGGUACAAGGAUGGCCGGCAGCUGCCGGGAACCGGCAGACAAUCGGAAUUAUUGAGGCUCAACGGGAUCGGCAGGGAAGAUCGUGGAAUGUAUCAGUGUAUAGUCAGACGAGCAGAAGGGGACACUGCUCAGGCAUCCGCAGAACUUCAAUUGGGCGAUGCGCCACCGAUGCUGUUGCACUCGUUCAUCUCGCAAACAAUGCAACCGGGACCGGCGGUAUCCAUGAAAUGUUCCGCGGCAGGAAACCCAACGCCGCAAGUCACUUGGGCCUUGGAUGGUUUUCCCUUGCCAACGAAUGGAAGGUACGUCAUAGGUCAAUACGUGACAGUCCACGGGGACGUGAUAUCCCACGUCAAUAUCAGCCACGCGAUGGUGGAGGACGGCGGCGAAUAUUCUUGCACCGCCGAAAACAGGGCCGGGAAAGCCACUCAUGCUGCUCGUCUGAACGUUUACGGUCUUCCAUACAUCCGCCUAAUCCCGAAGGUAACCGCCGUCGCGGGUGAGACGCUGCGGUUGAAGUGUCCUGUCGCCGGCUACCCGAUCGAGGAGAUCAAGUGGGAGCGGGCGAAUCGCGAGCUGCCGGACGAUCUUCGCCAGAAGGUGCUGAAGGAUGGCACCCUACUGAUCACGAGCGUGCAGAAGAAGGGCGACGCGGGGGUGUACACCUGUUCGGCGCGGAACAAGCAGGGCCACAACGCGAGAAGAUCUGGCGACGUUGCAGUGAUCGUUCCUCCCAAAAUUAGCCCAUUCACGGCAGAUCGUGAUCUACACCUCGGCGAGCGCACCACGUUGACAUGCUCGGUGACCAGGGGCGAUCUGCCACUCUCGAUCUCCUGGCUCAAGGACGGACGAUCGAUGGGUCCAUCGGAGCGUGUCAGUGUCACCAAUGUGGACCAGUACAAUAGCAUACUGAUGAUUGAACGUUUAUCUCCAGAUCACAACGGCAACUACUCGUGCGUGGCCCGUAAUCUGGCCGCAGAGGUAUCACACACGCAGCGGCUUGUGGUUCAUGUACCCCCUAUUAUUGAGCCAUUUACGUUCCAAGAGGGACUAUCCGAGGGGAUGCGGACGCGGACGGUGUGCGGGGUCGCGGCGGGUGACCCACCCCUAACUAUAUCCUGGCUAAAAGACGGCCAAAGUCCUUUUCCCUUGCCGCCGAAUCUGGCCUCCGUCGCAAACGUCUCCCAACUGGAUUCCUACUCAAGCCUCCUCAGUAUAACGAACCUCGCGGCCGAGCACUCCGGCGACUAUACCUGCGUCGCCGCGAACCCCGCCGCCGAGGUCAGGUACACGGCCAAGCUACAGGUAAAAGUGCCGCCGCAAUGGAUCGUCGAGCCGACGGACGUCAGCGUCGAGAGAAACAAGCACGUUGCCUUGCACUGUCAAGCGAAGGGCGUACCGACCCCCACCAUCGUCUGGAAAAAAGCCACGGGAAGCAAGUCCGGUGAAUACGAGGAGUUGCGGGAGAGAGAUUACACGAAAAUCCUCAGCAAUGGUUCCCUGCUUCUGCAACAUGUGAAAGAAGACAGGGAAGGAUUCUAUCUCUGUCAAGCUAGCAACGGUAUUGGAAGCGGUAUCGGGAAAGUGGUCCAAUUGAAAGUGAACUCUUCUCCAUACUUCGCGGCACCUUCGAGGCUCGUCACCGUGAAAAAGGGUGACACCGCGACGUUACAUUGCGAGGUACACGGCGACACGCCAGUCACCGUCAUUUGGCUAAAGGGUGGAAAAAUUGAGUUAAACCCCUCGACGAACUACCGGGUUACGGUGAAACGGGAGGUAACGCCGGACGGUGUAAUAGCUCAAUUACAAAUAUCGAAUGCAGAGGCGUCCGAUAGCGGAGCGUACUUUUGUCAAGCGAGUAAUCUAUAUGGCCGUGAUCAGCAAUUGGUGCAACUCCUCGUGCAAGAGCCGCCACAUCCACCGAAUUCGUUGGAAACCGCAAUGGUUGCCAGUCGCAGUAUCAACGUGAAGUGGCAGCACAAAUCGCAAGACACCAGCGAAGUAACAAAAUACAUUCUCGAAUACAAGGAAGGCACUGGUGGACUGUGGCAACAGAAAGAAUUCACCGGGCCGCCGCUUCCGUACGCCGCCCUUAUCGACGAGCUAAAACCAGCUACUAGGUACACUAUUCGUGUAAUAGCUGAAGGGCCAGCAGGUAGGUCUGUGCCAUCCGCGGAUCUAAUCGUCAGGACGGAGCCAGAAAGACCGGCUGGUCCGCCAAUUAAACUUGCGGCAAGGGCUCUGUCCUCCUCUGAAAUCUUAAUCUCCUGGUCGCCGCCAUUACCUGAACUCAGACACGGUGAUAUUCAAGGAUUCAACGUCGGCUACAGAGAAACAAGCUCUUCAAAUCCCUCGUACAACUUCAGUUCCGUAUCCGGCGACGGAGAAGAAGGAGGCGCCGAACUUCGGCUAACAGGCCUUCGACCCUACACAAAGUACACUUUGGUAGUUCAAGCGUAUAAUCAAGUUGGUUCCGGACCGCUUUCUGAACCUUUGCUCACGCAAACUUUGGAAGAUGUACCCAGCAUGCCGCCGGAAGACGUAAGAUGCGCUGCGUUAACUUCGCAAUCCCUUCAAGUAUCGUGGCAGCCACCGCCUAACACGCACAGCAACGGUAUUAUUCAAGGGUACAAGUUACACUAUGAACCAAUUUUGGCGGACGUGUGGCGCAGCGUCGAUGAAAUGGAAGUGCGGAAGACCAGCGCCCUGACCACUGUCCUUACGGGCUUAAGAAAGUUCACGAAUUAUACUAUUCAAGUCCUCGCUUUCACCAAAGUUGGCGAUGGAGAACCCACCACGAUCACGUACUGCCAGACCGAGGAAGACGUACCAGGUAGCCCAGCAGACAUAAAAGUGGUGGUCAGUUCGCCGCAGGCGCUAUUCAUCUCUUGGCUUCCACCCCUCGAACCGAAUGGACAUAUUACAAAAUACAAUCUAUACACAAGGGUUGUAGACGGCCGUGAAGAACUGAAUCACGGUAAAAGACAACUGCCAGCCGCGAGCACCUAUUUCGAGGCGACCGAUUUACAGCAACACGUCGAGUAUCAGUUCUGGGUGACGGCUAGCACCCGGGUAGGCGAGGGCCAAAGUUCCAGGGUAGCCGCACAGGUGCCGACGAACCGGGUUCCAGCCAGAAUCACUUCUUUCGGGGGCCACGUAGUCAGACCAUGGAGGGGAUCCGCCACUUUGUCUUGCAACGCGGUCGGAGAUCCUGCUAGAGAAUGGUUCAAGGGAUCGGCUGAACAAAUACGUACGGACACUGCUAGGAAUAUACAAAUUCUACCAUCGGGCGAGCUUGUGCUGUCGAAUCUGCAGUCCCAAGAUGGCGGGAAUUAUACUUGCAAGGUGAAGAACACUCAAGGCAGCGACAACUUGCAUUAUACGCUCACUGUGCAGGUACCUCCAAGCGCGCCAGCUCUUUACGUAACCAGCUCCACAUCGAGUAGCAUUUUGUUACACUGGAAAGCCGGGCACACUGGCGGUGCUCCGCUAACAGGAUACACGUUACAUUAUCGAACGACUCACGGUAAUCAGGAAGAACUGCAGCUGUCUCGUCAUGCUACUAGUCACGAACUCAAGGGACUCUUGUGUGGGAACACCUACCAAUUAUACCUAAGGUCUCGCAACAAAAUUGGAAGCAGCCCGUCGUCGCCUGUCCUCUCGGUCCGAACACAAGGACAAGCGCCAGGAAUUCCACCCGCUGCGUCUUUUCUCAGUCCAAACUCGACGACGCUUGUCCUGCGACUCCACGUGUGGCCCGACAAUGGCUGUCCGAUCCUCUACUUCGUGAUUCAGUAUAGACCCAUCAACGAGUUCCACUGGACGCUGGUGUCGAAUAGCGUCAAGAUGCAACGACGUUUCAUCGUGACGAACCUGCAGCCUAGCUCGGUUUACCAAUUGAAAGUCGAAGCGCACAAUGUAGCUGGCAGCAACCAAGCGGAAUUUACAUUUGUAACGUUGACGAAGGAAGGUGAACCACCCUCGCCAGAACUCUCGAAACGCGGUAUCGCAUCGGCUGUGCCGUUUUACGCUGACGUGAGGGUGAUGCUGCCGUUGAUAGUGACCAUCGUUGCUUUGCUGAUCGCCGUGGUGAUCGUAGCCUUUCGCUGGAAAAACAGAUAUCUUGGGGACAGGGUUCAACGGCCGAUGAAAGAGUCUCAGGAGAACCAACAGAAUGCGGAGACGCAAAGGGAACGAUACUACGCCACCAUUCACAAGGUCGCCUUGCAACAAGCGAAUACGGGCGGAGGGCCCGACAAGAUUCCAGAGACAGCGGAGGACAUCUCUCCGUACGCUACGUUCCAGCUUUCGGAGGGUGGCGGGGGAAGCCUGGCCGGGUUGGGAGGUCUGGGAGGACUGGGAGGCGCGGCGGAAGCUUCAGCAGCCGGUCUCCACCCGAACAACACUCUUCUUCACAGUUUCAUGUAUCACGAGCACGCCAUGACCGAAGGGUGCGCAAGUCCUCCGCCUGCCGCGACCAGCAUGAAGAGCGUUUCGUCAAGGAGACGUCAACAGAGAAAACAACAAACCCCGGGCGACGUCGAGAGCGACGAGAGCGAGUCUGACCCGGAUCAACUGACGAGCUCUCGCACGGAGUCUUCCAAUCAGUUGGACGCUGGCAAACUGAAACACAUUCGGGCCGUUUCCGACUUCAUUUAUCACGGUACGUCGAGCACUUCAUCGGACAUCUCACCCAUGUCAGAACAGAAGUCACUCCCACGAAGAGGACGAUCUAGAUGGCAUGUCCCCAGCAGGAGCUCGCUACGCACGGUAUUACCGCCGAUCUCGGUCGCGGAGACCACGUUCGUAGGCAAUCAGGGGAACGUAGUGGCGGGGAACGGGGAUCGUUCCGAUCGACCGGAGCUCAGCGAGGCCGAGUGCGACAUCGACUCCUUGAAGAAGCUGAAACUCGGCCUGAGGAGCUCCCUGUGGUCAAGGCCGAGCACCCAGAACAACCCCUCCUCCGACUACUCGAUCGCCGUUUAAUUCGCCCGCCCUUUAACCCCUGAGUGCCACCGGCACGUCCCGUGUGUGUCCCACGGUAGGCAAACUUUGUAUUCCUGUUUCCCCUCCCUUAUCCGCACCCCGUGGUCCAAGGAAACGAGAAAAGAAAAAAAAAGGAAAAGAAAGAAUUAAUAAGAAAUUAGGUGAAAUGAAUCCUUCUCUAUCCGCGGUGUCCCGCCGCGAUACUUUCGACGUCGUUUUAGAGCUCUACGAAAGAUAAAUUUUCGAGG
Molecule: messenger RNA, 6763 nt
Organism: Megalopta genalis
Lineage: Eukaryota; Metazoa; Arthropoda; Insecta; Hymenoptera; Halictidae
Source: RefSeq, a predicted model, not a curated record